This is a messenger RNA of Alosa alosa (allis shad), 3457 nucleotides long. It is a transcript of the gene kcnk13a, whose product is annotated as potassium channel, subfamily K, member 13a. NCBI's taxonomy places the organism in Eukaryota, Metazoa, Chordata, Actinopteri, Clupeiformes, Clupeidae. The transcript is spliced from 2 exons. Gene Ontology annotation, molecular function: potassium ion leak channel activity. Gene Ontology annotation, biological process: stabilization of membrane potential; potassium ion transmembrane transport. The coding region runs from base 785 to 2014 and encodes 409 amino acids. Gene Ontology annotation, cellular component: membrane. The record is from RefSeq and is a predicted model, not a curated record.
UAAGCACCCAGAUGACGACUUGGACUGGGGGAGACGCGCGCAGCACGCAACGAUCAUCGAUUGUUCAUUGAAGGUUUCUGUUGCAGAGGACCUGAUGGUCACGAUUUUAAAAUCUCCAGGAUUAAGAAAAUCUCACUCAGAUCGUAACGAAUCGAAAUAGCCUGUCCUAUAAAGGAUGCAAACUUUGGAUACGUGGAUACUUUGGGCACAGCAUCAACAAUUAAUGCACAAAGCAUUUUGUUUAAGAGCCUGUAUUUUUUUAUUUUACUUUUAUUUAGGCUGUUUGCUACCCAUGUAGUCACCUAAAUUAAUUAAUGUCACGGGUUGAUAGACGAUGUUUUCUACUGUUUCUGAAUGCAAAAUGUAGUUGCUGUUCAGUUUUGGUAUCGAAAUGUCUCUGUUCUUUUAAAAUUGCACAUGUGGAAUUUUGGUUACGAGUAAAAUUGCAGUUUUGGCUAGGCUACAUGGUAAACGCUUGUAAAUGACUGUUAAAAGGCGUGUUGAAGAAAUGCAGGUGUCUGUGAUGAACUGUUAUUUGGCAACAACCUGUACUCACUUGACUAUUUGCGAAGUCUUUCUUUUGCUUUUCGGCAACAUAGGCUUUCACACCCCAUGGAACGCGCAUGAAACACUCGAGGAAAAGUAACCAUUUUUUCAGCGGCGACUUCGCAAUGACAGGUCUUUGUGGAAAUAUAUCGAUGGGAAGCUGCUCACGGAUGGGAAGCUGCUCACAUAUACUGAAAAUGUGGAAGGUGUCUCGGAUCUGCUCAACUCUAAUAACAUAAUGGCAUGUCGCAGUGCUUGUUGCUGUGGGUUCGGUCCAGUGAACGAGGAUAACGCAAGGUUCGUGAUGCUGGCGCUUCUUAUCAUCAUCUACCUGCUCUGCGGAGCCGCUGUCUUCUCUGCACUUGAGCACCCCAAAGAGAAACAAGCUAAGGAGAAAUGGGCUCAGCGGUUUGAACAGUUCAGUCAGAGGCAUAACCUGAGCAAAAGCGACCUGGAGAAGUUUCUCAGGCACUACGAGGAGGCGAACGUGGCCGGCAUCCGUGUGGACGUGCUCCGACCUCGUUGGGAUUUCACCGGCGCGUUCUACUUCGUCGGUACAGUGGUCUCCACAAUUGGGUUUGGGAUGACCACUCCAGCCACUGUUGGAGGGAAGGUAUUCCUCAUCUUUUAUGGCCUGAUUGGGUGUGCGGCCACCAUCUUGUUUUUCAACCUCUUCUUGGAGCGCAUCAUCACCGUGCUGGCCUAUGUGCUCAAGUCCUGCCACGAGCUGAAGCGGCGACGGAACGGCGUGGCGCCGCAGGACAGUGGCACCGCCGCGGUCAGGGGUCCCCCAUCAGACAGCCUGUCCGGCUGGAAGCCGUCAGUGUACUGCGUGAUGCUGAUCCUGUGCGUGGCGGCGGUGGCCAUCUCCUGCUGCGCCUCGGCCAUGUACUCAGCCGUGGAGGGCUGGGCCUACCUCGACUCGCUCUACUUCUGCUUCGUGGCCUUCAGCACCAUCGGCUUUGGGGACAUGGUCAGUAGCCAGCGGGCGGCGAACGGCAACCAGUCGGCCUAUCGCCUUGGCAACUUCCUUUUCAUCCUCAUGGGUGUGUGCUGCAUCUACUCGCUCUUCAACGUCAUCUCCAUCGUCAUCAAGCAGGUGCUCAACUGGCUGCUGAGGAAGAUAGAGGUGCCGUGCAGGCACUGCCCGCGCAAGGCCUUCAACCCGCGCAGGAACGCCGUUGUGCCAGGACACCUGCGCGUGCGCCGCAACAUCUCCAUCGACACGGACGCCAUCAACGAGAGCGAGACAGACGGCCGCAGGAUGUCGGGCGAGAUGAUCUCCAUGAGAGACUUCCUGGCCGCCAACAAGGUGAACCUGGCCAUCAUGCAGAAGCAGCUGUCGGAGACGGCCAACGGGCACGUCUGUCCACCUGGCUCCAGCAGUCGGCACAACGAGUUCUCCAGGGGCGUCGGCGCCCUGGGCAUCAUGAAUAACCGCCUGGCAGAGACCAGCGUGGACAGAUGAGUGGCAGGAGACGCUGACAAAGACACAAAUGACCAAACAUGUAAUCAAAUCAUUUAGCCAGUUUGCACUGUCCUCCUCUGAGAUGAAAUCUCGGAAGAGGUUCAAUGAGAGAAACAGUAGAACAAGGAGUAUAUUUUUUCACGCUUUUUCAUUGUUGUGAUAAAAUAUUUAACUGAAAGGUAAAACACCUGUUGAGUGUUUGAACUGGUUGGAUACAGCACAAGCUAAACACCAGAAGUGUUAGUCUGGUAGAUGAAUAUUUUUGUCUCUUUGUCAUACUAACAGAACAUUUCAGUACUCAAGUCACAUAGAGCACUUUAAAUGACAAGCAGGUAAACAGCUUUAGAUAGAUAUUUGUCUACUUACUAAACAAGUGAACAAAAUAAAGUUUUAGUUCAUGUUCAAGUGUGUGAAUUCAUGUUAAUUUCAAGUCAUGUUCAAAAACAAUUUAGUGCCCUCUUGGUUACUAUUACCAUAUAAACCCAUUUUUUUUUUUACUCGUUCAUUGGGUAAUGACACAAAUGUGUGCCCUCGAAUUGUUUUUAAUAUGACUGGGGAGACACAUUAUGAAGUUUGUUUUUUAUUUGAUUUUAAUGAUGAAUCAUAUGACUCAUUGUUCAUUUGAUUUCUUCAACCAGCAGUUUUGUAAGACCAAAAAAUCAUUUCGCCAAUUUCAUGCCAAGGCUUAGCAUGAACGCCGAACACUAAAUGCUAACACCACAUCUAUUACAAAUGUUGUAACAUACCUGUUGCAUUUUGAAUGGCAUUUUGUUAUAACAGCUGAAAGUGAAAGCUCAAUGACAUAUGGUGCAUCCAAUGUUCCCUCCCUUACACUCAAUGUAAUAGCUUAUUGAUCAGAUUUGUAUUUUGGAUUGAUAAAGUAAUCUGUUAAUUCAUGCACAAUACAUUUUUGUUCUCCAACAUGUAAAAACGCUGUAUCCAUGACUAACAUUAUACACAGUAACUCUUCAACAAAGGAUGUAAGGAUUUGGAGACAUAAAAAGCACUGUUUCACUGUUAACUGCCACAACCCAAGAGCCAAGGAUUUAUCCUUUUUGGUCUUUUUAACCAGAGUCUGUGCAGACAGCUGUGACUGGAAGCUGGACAAUGAAUUUCUUUUGUAAUAGCAACAUGACUUAUGGGCCCCUAUGAAUCUGCUGGUUUGGACACUGCAACAGACAUGAUCUUCGAGACUCAUCACUGGCUCUUGAGCUGUUUGGGACACAUAUAUUGUACCUAUGAAGUCAAAGCAAUGCAUGGUGAUUUUAAGAUUAACCCCUGUUUUAAUGGGGAUUUUGUCUUCCCUAUUCUCCUUUAAAGUUGUUUAACUCUGUGUCAUGACAACAGCACCAGGCAUAGCAUGUGCCUCUGCUUUUAGUUUCAAUAUUAGCCAAAUCAACCUCCUGCUACAUCCUGACAGGUCACACUGCACCAGAUAAUAAA